Bufo bufo (common toad) is the source of this 1814-nucleotide messenger RNA. RefSeq names its product homeobox C4 (gene HOXC4). Bases 340 to 1239 code for a protein of 299 amino acids. Gene Ontology annotation, cellular component: nucleus. The record is from RefSeq and is a predicted model, not a curated record. Gene Ontology annotation, molecular function: DNA-binding transcription factor activity, RNA polymerase II-specific; RNA polymerase II cis-regulatory region sequence-specific DNA binding. Gene Ontology annotation, biological process: embryonic skeletal system morphogenesis; anterior/posterior pattern specification; regulation of transcription by RNA polymerase II. Lineage: Eukaryota; Metazoa; Chordata; Amphibia; Anura; Bufonidae. The transcript is spliced from 2 exons.
AUAUUUUAGGACAGAUAGUAGAUAGAUAAUAUUGCAUAUUGCAUAUGAGAAGGUCUCGAUGUUUGUAGGAGAAGGAGGAGGUGUAGAUUCUCCACCCACCUCUAGUAUCCAUCAACCACUUCUAUAUCUUCCUUUUUGCAAUAGUCAACACAUCCCCUUUGCAGUAUCCAGAUAAACAGUCAAGAACCAGAGCAUAGGGCUUAAUGACUGGGUGGCUGCAGCUCUAGAGGAGAUCACAACACAACAACAAACAUGCAAAGGGAAAAUGACAUUUUAAAUAAGCUUUAGGUUCCUUAUCCGGGGACCAGCAUGGAGGUUGUGAUUGGCUCCUAGAGUCACAUGGUGAAAGUAACUUUACGGGGUCGCCAGCUAGUAGGAGGGCUUUAUGGAGCAGAAAAACGACAAAGCGAGAAAAAUUAUUUUCCACUCCAGAAAUUAAUGAUCAUGAGUUCGUAUUUGAUGGACUCUAACUACAUCGAUCCGAAAUUUCCUCCAUGCGAGGAAUAUUCGCAAAAUAGCUAUAUCCCAGAACACAGUCCGGAAUAUUAUAGCCGGUCCAGAGACCCUGGAUUCCAGCAUCACCACCAGGAACUGUACCCUCCAAGAACAGCCUACACUGAGCGCCAGUACAGCUGUGCCAGCAUCCAGGGGACAGGCAACCCUGCCACACACACAAGGGUCCAUGGACAACCUCAAAGCAACCACCACCUUGUAGGCAAACCUCAGCUCUGUGAGCUUCCAACACCAUCUCUAUCCACCACCACCACCUCCACCACCACUCCUUCCCCUGCACCCCCAGCCUGCAACCAGCCUAAUCCUGAGCAUCCCACCAGCACAGCCACCAAACAGCCCAUAGUCUACCCCUGGAUGAAGAAAAUACACGUCAGUACUGUGAACCCCAAUUACACUGGAGGGGAGCCCAAGAGGUCCAGAACUGCUUACACCAGGCAGCAAGUAUUGGAACUGGAGAAAGAAUUUCAUUAUAACAGAUAUCUGACCAGGCGAAGGCGCAUUGAGAUAGCCCACUCCUUGUGUCUGUCGGAAAGGCAGAUCAAGAUCUGGUUUCAGAACAGGAGGAUGAAAUGGAAAAAAGACCACAGGUUACCUAACACAAAAGUCAGAUCCACCACCUCAUCCAACGCUUCCAAUAACAGCAUCAUUGCUUCCAGUUCUACUCCCAACGAGGAUCUAACGCAAAGCUCAACUCAGGAUCAGCGAGAGGAUAUUACAAGGUUAUAAACCCCCCCACCCCCAUCCCACAAAUGACUCAAUAUUUAUAGAAUCUAAUGAUAAUUAUAAUAUUAUUAAUAAUAUAUAUAUAUUUUGGUUCUUGUAGUUUUUAUUUCCUUGUGCGUUGGAAAAUUGAGAGCUCUUUUGGAUCUACAAAAUGGCUUUAAAUGCAUGUGACAGUGCAUGGGAUCAGGCUUUAUGUCCAGUGCUGUUUUAUGUUCCCUGUUUGCUUUGGACACUUUAUUUAUUUGGAAGGGAGAUGUUUUGUGAUUUCCUAAAAUAAAAAUCAUACAGGGUUACAGUUUUACCCUUUGCCUACGUGUUGACAAUGGUAGAACAAAGCCAAUCACCUUGGAGGUGGAACUGAUAUUUUUUGUUCUUUUGUUUAUUUUUUAUUUUUUGUAUGAACUAUCAUUAUGAUGUGAUGAGCUUAUUUAAGGGUCGCAGCACAUGAACUAAAAAUUGCCAUAAUGUGAAGCUAUCGACAAGAAAGUUUGGGAGUCCAUAGAUCCCUUUUGUUGUGUUACUGUGAUUUUUAUAUUUUAUUUUAUUUUUAUGUUGGUCGAGACAACAAUGUAAAAAAA